AAAAAUUCUACGCCACUGUAGCAAAGUUAAAUAUUGUUGUUUUUAUCCUACUCAGUUUCAAAGUCAUUAAUUUGCUAUUCUUGUCUUGCGAUCUCUGAUUCGUGGCCGAGAACAUCUCGACCAACGAGGAAAAUACAUUUGAAUUGUCAACGUUCUCGUCUAGGGUUUUAUAUUGGUGGUUCCUACAUGUGAAAUUUUUAUAUUUAAAGCGGUAAUCGUAUUAUUUUAUAAGCAUGACACGAAAAACAUGUAACAGUAUAAAGGAAAUAUUUUAUAAUGUUCAAUUUAAUAAGACUUGUCAUCCAAGUAAUAUAAAAAAUUUAAAGAAAUGUUACGAACGGAACGAUGAAACAGAUUUUUGGAACUCUUUCAUAUCUUAUUUCAAGGUUCCACUAAUUUUUGCACAACGACAUCCAAGAGUUGAGAAUACUCUAGAGUUUGUUGCUAAAUUUGCUGCCAGUUUAUAUUCAGAUUCAAACACUGAUGAAUCUGAGGAAUCGAUGUGUCCAUUUCUCGCCAAGUUAUUUGAUUUCCUUUUAACGUAUCAUUGUGCAAAAGACAUCGCAGUGAGAUUUCGCAUUUGCCACUUUUUGAACAUGUUAUUAAAUUCUUUGGGUGAUCAGGCUUUUAUUGAUGAUGCUCUCUGUGAUAAGAUUACUACAUCUAUGAUGAAGCGGUUAAUGGAUAAAUCGCCAAAAAUCAGAGCUCAAGCAGUUUUUGCUUUACAAAGACUUCAAGAUCCUACAGACGAUCAGUGUCCUGUUAUAAAAGUAUAUAUAUUUCAUGCCAGCAAAGAUCCAAAUGCUAUGGUUCGUAAAGCAGUACUAAAGAGCAUGGGAAAGAAUCAAAGUACUCUGCAAGUAGCACGGAGAAGAACCAGAGAUGUGGAUGAAACAGUUCGAAAAGCAGCAUAUGAUUUCAUUAGUAAAAUAACAGUAAGAUCUUUAACUAUUACACAAAGGGAUCAAUUGCUAAAUGAUGGUUUGAAAGAUAGAUCUGAUAUGGUUAAAAAUACUGUUAAAAAUGUUUUAUUACCAUCGUGGUUAAGACAUUUCAAGAGUGAUUUCAUUGAUCUAAUAAAAGCUCUUGAUGCUGAAAUUGGUACAGAUGUAGCUGUUUUAGCUCUAGACUCUUUAUUUAUGAAUACUUCAUUAAAUACAUUACUAGAACAAUUGCCAAUAGACAAAGAAACUAAAUUAAUUCCACUGAAUAAAUUAACCAGUGAAACUGUACUGUACUGGAGGUGUUUAGUGAAAUAUCUACAAAAUGAAUCUUGUACAGAGGAACUGGAAAGAAUUUUACCAGAGUUAUCAACGUUUUGCAAUUAUAUUUCUGACUUUCUUGUGACAAUAUCCAUGCCACAAACUGAAACAUGGGUGAAUCAUAUGCAUAAAUUUAUCCUAUUACAAUUAUUUGAAAUAACAACAACUUAUGACUUAUCUGAUGAAGUUGGAAGGAAAAACUUGAACGAUUUAAUACGUAAUACUUUGAUGGGCAAUUUUUGGACUGAAAAAAUCAUUGAAUGUGUAGUAGCGCAUUUACAAUAUGUUAUACCCGAUGUGCAUACUAGACUGGAUACUUUAGCUAAUAUAAUCAGUGAAAUUAGAUUGCCUUUGAAAGAAGUUAUGACACAAACACAAAUCACGGAAGAACAACAACAUGAGAUUAAUGUAAAAAGAGCGAAACUCAAAGUACAGUUAUUGGAAUUAAAAGAAGAAGAAUAUCAGGCUAUACAGGAUAAACAGUAUUUGAAAGCAGACAAUUUAAAAAAUCAAAUAAACAAAUUAAAUGAGGAAAUAAUAAAAUUAUCAGAAAAACCUCAAACGGAAACUAUAAUUAAUGAAGAGAUCAAGGAAAAGAGUGAUUCCGCAACAAUGAUAAAAUGUCUAACUAUAAUAAGUACGAUGAUGCAGUCUGUGACUGCAUUAACGCCAACGCUUAAAAGUUUUAUGCAAAUAGCUCUUGAUAGUUUAGAUCAUCCGAGUGAUACAGUACACAUAUUGGCACUAAAAACUGUCAGUAUUUGUUGUAUAUUAGAUAAAGAACUAGCCAAACGACAUAUUAUGAUGUUGUUUUUACAAUUUUCUUUAGAACAAGAGAAUUUAGAUAUUUGGAUUGCUGCUUUAAAAGGAAUCUUCGAUCUUUUAUUAUUAUACGGUCUUGAGUAUUUCGAUAUACUAGAAAAUGAAAAUGAUACUGUUAACAGAUCUGAAAAAUCUCGUACUAAAUUAUUUACGGAUACUGAUACAGAGAUUUCUCUGUCGUCCGUACGUAGAUCAGAAGCAGAACGGGGCAACUGUAACUUUAUUAAAAUUUUAGCAGGACUGUUAGAUAAUGCAAAUCAAGAACUGAGAACAAUUGCUGCAGAAGGUCUCUGUAAAUUAUUACUUCAUCGACGAAUCAGCAGCUCAAGUUUAUUGUCAAGAUUAUUAAUUUUAUGUUAUAAUCCCGUAAACGAUAAUGACUUUUAUCUUCGACAGUGUCUAAGUGGUUUCUUCGAUCAUUUUAUCACGCUUGUACCUGAGGCUCAGAUGCUAUUAGAAGAAGCAUACCUACCGACCUUACAAACUUUGUGCAACGCACCAGAUAUUAGUCCUUUACAAGAAAUUGAUCCUUACGAUAUAUCCAGAUUCAUAUUGAAUUUGACCAGGCACGAACUUCGUAAACCUGGAACAGAAAACUACUGUGCGCAUAAUAAUCUCGUUUUUACUAUUUUGGCAGAAUUGUUAAAUACAACCAGUAAAAUUGACCAAGAAACUCUUAUUAAAUCUUUGAAAGAUUUGCAUUUAGAUUUAGAAGAUGAUACGUUUAAGAAGAAUUUACAGGAAGCCGUUAACAAAGUCACGGAAACAAUAACAGUUUCUGAUAAACAGUUGCUAAAAUACAUUGAAUUCUUUAAGAAACAAUUAGAUGAUCGUACUGAUGCCACUAACGUUGUUGAUAUAUCAGGAGAUGAAGAUACUGAAGCUAAUGAAUGACUCAAAAUAUAUCAUAAUUAUUAACACCAUUAAUUAAUAAUGAAACAAUUUUCGCAUCUA
Molecule: messenger RNA, 3038 nt
Organism: Frieseomelitta varia
Lineage: Eukaryota; Metazoa; Arthropoda; Insecta; Hymenoptera; Apidae
Gene: Cap-G
Product: condensin complex subunit 3
Exons: 7
Coding region: 234-2978 (914 amino acids)
Biological process (GO): mitotic chromosome condensation
Cellular component (GO): cytoplasm; condensin complex; condensed chromosome
Source: RefSeq, a predicted model, not a curated record